This is a messenger RNA of Ostrea edulis (European flat oyster), 4334 nucleotides long. RefSeq names its product poly [ADP-ribose] polymerase 1-like. NCBI's taxonomy places the organism in Eukaryota, Metazoa, Mollusca, Bivalvia, Ostreida, Ostreidae. Bases 80 to 3040 code for a protein of 986 amino acids. The transcript has 27 exons. The record is from RefSeq and is a predicted model, not a curated record. Gene Ontology annotation, cellular component: nucleus. Gene Ontology annotation, molecular function: NAD+ poly-ADP-ribosyltransferase activity; NAD binding; zinc ion binding.
AUUAGUGGCGGGAAAGUCACGUGACUUUGACGGCGCUCAGCACAUGUAGAAACAAGAGGCCAAACCAAAACAAGUUAAAAUGGGUGAUCACCACGAUUUGCCUUUUAAGGCGGAAUAUGCAAAGAGUGGAAGAUCGUCUUGUAAAGCAUGUAAAAGUUCUAUUGGACAGGGGUCGUUGAGACUUGCUAUUAUGGUUCAGUCUCCUGUAUUUGAUGGAAAGAUUCCAAAUUGGUUUCAUUAUGCCUGUUUUUGGAAAAGAGCAAAAGUUGUUACCUAUGGUGAUAUACAUGGAUUUGAUUCUCUUCGAUGGGAUGAUCAGGAGAAAAUAAAGGAAAAAGUGGGAGGGGGAGGUGGAGGCAAUGGGGGUGGGGAUGCUACUGAUGGCAGCUCAGCUGAAGACUUCAACACAGAGUAUGCCAAGAGUGGGAAAAGUAAAUGCAAAGGCUGUGAAGACUUUAUCGCAAAGGGUGAAGUCAGAAUUAGUAAGAAAGACUAUGACAGUCAGAGAGCUAAAAUGUAUGGGCCUGUGGAUCAGUGGUACCAUGUGGAUUGUUUUGUGGAGAAUCGAGAUGAAUUGGAGUUUGGAAGUUCCUUGGGAGCAAAUCAAAUUAAAGGUUUUGAAAGAUUAAAGGAAGAUGAUAGAGCCAUGUUGAUAGAAAAAUUGGGAAAAGGAGCAAAAGUGGCAAAGAGAAAGGCUGAAUCUGCGAAAGGUUCUGGUGGGAAAAAAGCUAAGAAGGAGGAGACGGAAGAGGAGAAACAUCUUAAGGAACAAAGCAAACAACUAUGGACUAUCAGAGAUGACCUAGAGAAGUCCGUAUCCAAACAAGCAUUAAAAAUUUUGCUGGAAAUUAACAAACAAGAGGUCCCAUCAGGUGAUUCCAAGCUGUUGGAUGCUGUGGCAGAUUGUAUGGCAUUCGGAGCUUUGGAGAAAUGUCCAGAGUGUAAAGCUGGUCAGCUUGUAUACAGUGGCCAUGGUUACAAAUGUACAGGUAGUGUCACAGAAUGGACCAAAUGUAUGUACAUCACCAAGACACCCAAAAGGAAGGCAUUCAAAGUACCAAAAGAAUACCAUGAUGUCGACAUCCUCAAAAAACACAAGUACACAAAGAAAGAAAGAAUUUUUCCUUCAAGUACUCCAUCAUCGAGUGCAUCACUAGAUGUAGUGGAUUCUGGGUCUAAUAAACCACUGGAGGGAAUGAAGUUUGUUAUCAUAGGAAAAACCAAGAAGUCUAAGGGAGACAUAACAAGGGAGAUAAUGGAGAUGGGAGGACACAUUACUUCUAAAGUAGGAGCAGACACUGCAGCCUGUAUUAGUACUAAAGAGGAAGUUACUAAAAUGUCCAAAGGUGUGAAAGAUGCUCAAAACGCUAAUGUGCAAGUGAUUGAUGAGGGCUUCUUAGAUGCAGUGAAGAAAGGAGGGGCUGUCUUGUUGAUACAGAGUCAUAGUAUUGUGUCUUGGGGUUCUGAUCCGUCCAGUCGAAUUUCAAUAUCAGGAACAAAGAGUGUAGGGAAGAGUAUGGCAAAGACUCUAAAAGAUGAAAAAUAUUUUACAAAGAGUGUGCCUUCCACAUUGAAGAUGAAGGUUAAAGGCGGAGCAGCGGUGGAUCCGGAUUCAGGACUUGAGGACUCUGCACACAUUGUUCAGAAGAAUGGAGAUAUUUAUAGUGUAGUUCUGGGAUUGGUAGAUGUUGUAAGGGGAACUAACUCAUUCUAUAAAUUACAAGCCUUGGAAAAGGAUAGUGGGUCAGGGUGGUGGCUGUUUCGUGCAUGGGGUAGGGUUGGUACCACCAUUGGAGGGAACAAAUUGGAGCGAUUUGGAAGUGUAAAUACAUUACUGGAUGCGUUCAAACAGCUGUAUGCUGAGAAGACAGGAAACGAAUGGGAGAAUCGAAAAGACUUCAAGAAGUAUCCAAAUAAGUUUUAUCCUCUGGAUAUUGACUACGGACAGGAGGACGAUGAUGCUGUCAAGAAAUUGGACAAAACAGGUUCCAGGUCUAAAUUACCGAAGGCAGUACAAGAUUUGGUUUGCUUAAUAUUUGAUGUGGAGAGCAUGAAAAAGGCCAUGAUGGAGUUUGAGAUUGACCUUAAGAAGAUGCCACUAGGAAAACUGUCCAAGAAACAGAUCACUUCUGCAUAUGGUGUACUCACUGAGUUGACAAAUCUGAUGGAGAAAGGUGGAACAGAGACACAAUUUCUUGACUGCACCAACAGAUUUUAUACACUUGUACCACAUGACUUUGGACUGAAGAAACCACCAAUUUUGAAGUCAGCAGAUGUCAUCAAGUCAAAAACUGAGAUGUUGGACAAUUUGCUGGAGAUUGAAGUGGCAUACAGUUUACUCAAAGGUGGGGAUGCUGGAGAAGAUCCAAUUGAUGCUCACUACAAGAAACUACACACUGAGAUGGAGCCAUUGGACAAGAACUCUGAGGAAUUUAAAAGACUAAAUGAGUAUGUCAAAAACACUCAUGCUGCCACCCAUAACCAGUAUGACUUAAAUGUUGAAGAGAUAUUCAGAAUUGAAAGAGAAGAUGAGGCUGAAAGGUUUGCUCCUUUUAAAGACCUUCACAAUCGACAACUUCUGUGGCAUGGCUCUCGUACUACCAACUUUGCUGGAAUUCUCUCCCAGGGUCUGAGAAUAGCCCCACCGGAGGCACCAGUGACUGGCUACAUGUUUGGGAAAGGUAUCUACUUUGCGGAUAUGGUGUCAAAGAGUGCAAACUACUGUAGGACAUCAAAAGCUGACCCGACUGGUGUAUUGCUUCUGUGUGAGGUGGCCCUGGGUAACAUGUAUGAGAGGCCACAUUCAGAUUACAUUGACAAAUUACCGAAAGGGAAGCAUAGCUGUAAAGGUAUGGGUAUGACUUGUCCAGAUCCUAAGGGGACCUAUACAACACCAGAUGGCGUUGUCAUUCCCAUGGGAAAAGGAUCCAAUUCGACAUGCGGCCAUACCAGUCUUUUGUACAAUGAAUUCAUUGUGUAUGAUGUGGCACAAGUGAACAUGAAGUACUUGCUCAGAGUGGACUUUAAAUAUAAGUGGUGAUGUAAAGAUAGCGAUAGGAGACUGGAGCUCUUUGCUUACACUCUAGUGACUUCGGUUGUACACACUAACAUUACUACAGACAAUGCUACUGAACCCAGUUGGAGCUUUAUAAAGAUGUGAAAUUGUAAAACUAAUCACCGGAGGAGUCUGUAUUUAAAUCGUAGAAUACACAAUACCAUUGUUUAACCUUGUACGAGCCUUUCUGUUAGAUGUCUUUCUUUGUCAAUGUUGGUCACUAAUCUAACCAAAAACUAGGAUAUGAGAAGGGCUCUAACUGUUCCCCAAAAUCGACAGUUGUGCUCUUGCUACAAAAUUGGGUGUGUGCUUUAAUGCAAGUAUCCUGAAGAGUUGUUAAUUUUGGUGGAAAUAACCUGUAGGGUGAGAAUUACUGUAUUACAGAGCGGACAUUUUCCCACCAAAAUCUGUACUCUGAUAUGAUAUACUUGUGUAGCUAUUUUUUCUAACAGUUUCUGUUCAGAUUUCAUAUUUUUGUCAUUGAUUUAUGUUUUAUAGAGUUUUGUCAGAAAGAGGUUUACAUGUAGUUACAGUGUAACCUAUACUAUUUACAAGGUGGGUAUUAAAUGAGGUUGUGCUUCUGAAGUGGGUAAUUAAUGAAUGAUAUCAGCUAUGAAAAUCUUAGCUAGAAGUAGUUGGAGUCACUUAAGUCAAUAAAAAAAAAAAAAUGAAAAAGAAAAAAAUAUGAAGUCCUUCCAGUACACUGUAUAUACACAUACAUGUAAAUGCUGAAGUUAGACUUUCAAGACUUAUUUUUAUUUUUGUAGACAAUAUGUUUUAAUAAGACUAGAAUUAUUAGUGAAAUGAAAAUAAUAAUAGAGGAGGUACAUAUAAGAUUUAACAAUGGAAAUCAUUCAAAUAACUUUUUGCACAUUUUAUGAAAUUAUUGCAUUUUUAAACUUUCAUGUUUCUACAAGGUAACAAAUGGCCAAAUGGUGUAUUGAACAAUACUAAAAAUGAAAGUUUUAUUUUUUUUGGUGUUUUUGUGAAGUGGCAAUUUGUGUAGGCCAAAUCUGAAAUUGAAUUGGGUUUGAAAUUGCCUCCUUUUGAUUUAUCCAUGUACCUGUAGAAAUGCUCUUGUCUAAUGAUUUAAUUGAUAAUAUUACAGAUACACAUACAGUGAAUAAUGCACACUAGGAACAUCUCUCGUUUGUUUUCAAUGUAGGAAGAACUCACCUGUUGCUGAUGUAGGUACUGUAUAUUUUAGUGAUGGAUGCAUGUAGCGAUUUGUUCUCUAGGCUUUGUUACUGUGAAAAUAAAACCUGACAUUUCAUCUGAA